Molecule: messenger RNA, 5064 nt
Organism: Helianthus annuus (common sunflower)
Lineage: Eukaryota; Viridiplantae; Streptophyta; Magnoliopsida; Asterales; Asteraceae
Product: ABC transporter C family member 12
Exons: 26
Coding region: 237-4781 (1514 amino acids)
Biological process (GO): transmembrane transport
Cellular component (GO): membrane
Molecular function (GO): ATP binding; ATP hydrolysis activity; ABC-type transporter activity
Source: RefSeq, a predicted model, not a curated record
AUCGCCGGCCCCUUACGUUUGUCGUACUAAAGAUUCUCGAGCAUGCCCUCUUUGGAAUUGUUCGUCAGCAAUGACGAACCCAUCGCUAAUCAUUGUUUCAUAUCCCUACUUAAUGCGAAUUUGAGAUCACUCUGGUGGCUUAUGUGCAAACGGUCACAUAACUGUUUGCUCUGUAAGUCAACUCAUUUCAUCGUGGGGAAUUCAGUGACACAAUUCACUUCUGAGCAGCCAUAGUCAUGGGUCUAGAGCCAUUGGCUUGGUUUUGCCGGCCCCAAGAAAACGGCAUUUGGGCAAAGACAACAGCUAGUACUCUUGGUGCAUAUACGCCAUGUGGCAUUGAAUCUGUUGUGGGUGAUAUAUCAAAUGUGGUUUUGAUGGGCUUGUGCUUAUAUAGAAUAUGGCUUAUCAUGAAAGACUUUAGACUCAAGAGGUUUUGCUUACGCUCAAAGUACUAUAAUUAUAUGUUGGCCAUUUUAGCAGGCUAUUGUGCCGCGGAGUCCUUGUGCAGAUUACUUUUCAAUGUUUCCAUGUUUGACUUUAGUUCACAAAGUAGCCUUGCUCCAUUUGAGGUAGUUUCACUUAUGAUUGAGACCCUAUGUUGGAGCUCUUUGGUGAUCAUGACACUUUUGGAAACUAAAGUGUAUGUGAGAGAGUUUCGUUGGUAUGUCCGAUUUGGUGUACUUUACGUCUUGGUUGGGGAUAUUGUCAAACUUAGUGUCAUUCUUUCGGUAAAGGAUCUAUACCCAAGAUACGUACUCUAUGUGUACAUCAGUUCGUUGUUCUGUCAGGCUUUAUUUGGAGUAUUUCUUCUUGGUUAUAUACCAAAUUUGGAUGGCUACAUGGGUCAUAUCCCACUUCAAACUGAUCCUGAUGAUGACAUCAAGUAUGAAGUGCUUCGUGGAGGAGAACAUAUAUGUCCAGAGAGGCGUGCUAACAUAUUGUCAAGAAUAUAUUUUGGAUGGAUGACUCCCCUUAUGCAGGAGGGCUACCGAAAGCCUAUAACAGAAAAAAAUGUUUGGAUGUUAGACACAUGGGACCAGACUGAGACAUUGAGUAAAAAGUUCCAGAAAUGUUGGGCUGAAGAAGCUCAAAAGUCAAAUCCAUUUCUUUUACGCUGUUUGAAUAACACUGUUGGAGGAAGGUUCUGGUUUGGAGGCCUUUUCAAAGUAGGCAAUGAUCUUUCUCAGUUUGUGGGACCAGUUAUAUUAAGCUAUCUUCUUCAGUCUUUGCAACAAGGUGAUCCUUCAUGGAUUGGCUACGUCUACGCCUUCUCAAUAUUUGUUGGUGUGUCAUUAGGAGUUCUUUGUGAAGCACAAUACUUUCAGAAUGUUGCAAGGGUUGGAUUCAGGAUAAGGUCAAUUUUGGUUUCUGCUGUAUUUCGAAAAUCCUUGAGGCUAACCCAUGAAGCACGAAAGAAUUUCCCAUCUGGGAAAACUAUGAAUAUGAUAACGACCGAUGCUAAUGCACUCCAGCAAGUAUGCAAUCAACUCCAUGGCUUGUGGUCAGCUCCAUUCAGAAUUGUGCUUUCCAUGAUUCUUCUUUAUCAACAAUUAGGGAUUGCUUCACUUGUGGGUUCUCUCGUUUUGAUUCUCAUGUUUCCUAUACAGACGAUGAUUGUCAGCAAAAUGAGGAAAUUAACCAAGGAAGGAUUGCAGUACACUGACAAAAGAGUUGGACUAAUGAGUGAAAUUUUGGCUGCAAUACAGACCGUAAAAUGUUAUGCAUGGGAGGAAAGUUUCCAAUCUAAAAUUCAAACUAUUAGGAAAGAUGAGCUUCUAUGGUUAUGGAAAUCACAAUUUUUGGGAGCGUGCAACAACUUUAUACUGAACAGUCUUCCGGUUCUUGUGGCGGUGAUUUCAUUUGGUUUUUUCACAUUGCUGGGUGGAGAUUUGACACCAUCAAGGGCUUUCACAUCACUUUCCUUAUUUACAGUGCUGCGAACUCCUUUAAACACGCUUCCUAAUUUAAUUACUCAGGCGGUGAACGCAUACAUUUCAUUACAGCGUUUGGAGGAACUACUUUUAGCUGAAGAGAGAAUUCUAUUACCCAACCCACCUCUUGAAGCAGGGCUUCCUGCAAUUUCAAUAAAAAAUGGCUACUUUUCAUGGGAUCCAAACGCCCCAAAACCAACAUUAUCCGAUAUAAACAUAGAUAUACAAGUUGGCAGCUUAGUUGCAAUUGUGGGUGGUACAGGAGAAGGAAAAACGUCCCUUAUUUCAGCAAUGCUUGGGGAGAUUCCUCCUUGGGAAAACUCAACUGCUAUCAUCAGAGGAACCGCUGCUUAUGUCCCUCAAAUUUCAUGGAUAUUCAAUGCUACAGUACGUGAAAACAUAUUAUUUGGAUCAAAAUUUGAAGCUUCAAGAUAUUGGAAAACUGUACAAGUAACUGCAUUGCAGCAUGAUCUUGACAUUCUUCCAGGUCAUGAUCUAACUGAGAUUGGUGAAAGAGGGGUGAAUAUUAGUGGUGGUCAAAAGCAAAGAGUCUCAAUGGCUAGAGCAGUGUACUCAAACUCAGAUGUCUACAUAUUUGAUGAUCCCUUGAGUGCUCUAGAUACUCAUGUUGGCCGAGAGGUUUUUGAAAAAUGUAUCAAGGAAGAGUUGAGAGGGAAAACAAGAGUGCUUGUGACAAAUCAGCUACAUUUUCUUCCUCAAGUGGAUAAAAUUAUUUUGGUCUCCGAAGGUAUGGUUAAAGAGGAAGGAACUUUUGAAGAGCUCUCGGAAAAUGGGUUGCUGUUUAAAACAUUAAUGGAAAAAGUGGGUGGAAUGGAUGAUCACGUGGAAGGAAGUGAAUGCGGGACUAAUAUCGAUUAUGGAUCCUCAAAACAGUAUGCUGAUGAGGUUGUAGUAGGUGAGUCGACUGAUGAUCAAAGCAUCACAAAAAAGAACCGUAAAUCUGUUCUUAUUAGGCAAGAAGAUAGGCAAACCGGCAUUGUUAGCUGGAAAGUAUUAGCAAGGUAUACGGAUGCUUUAGGAGGCCUAUGGGUUGUCCUGAUAUUAUUCAUUUGCUAUAUUUCAACUGAAGUGCUUCGAAUAUUAAGUAGCACAUGGUUAAGUUACUGGACAGAACAAAGCAGUACAACAAAUCGUGGGCCGGGUUUCUUUCUUAUCAUCUAUUCCUUCUUGUCCCUUGGACAGGUACUGGUAACUUUUGCAAAUUCUUUCUGGUUAAUCACAUCAAGCCUUUAUGCAGCUAAAAGACUUCAUGAUACGAUGCUGCAUUCGGUUCUUAGAGCUCCAACAACAUUUUUUCAAACUAACCCAUUAGGACGGAUGAUUAAUAGGUUUGCAAAUGAUCUUGGUGAUAUUGACCGUAAUGUUGCUAGUAUUGCUAACCAAUUUCUGAAUCAACUUUGGCCAUUACUUUCAACUUUCGUGCUUAUUGCCAUUGUGAGCACAAUAUCUUUAUGGGGCAUAAUGCCCCUUCUUUUCUUGUUUUACACAGCCUACCUCUACUAUCAGAGCACAUCGCGGGAAGUCAAGCGUUUGGACUCGAUAACCAGAUCUCCUGUGUAUGCACAGUUUGGCGAAGCAUUGAAUGGUUUAUCAAGUAUUCGUGCUUACAAAGCAUACGAUCGUAUGGCCACCAUUAACGGCAAAUCAAUGGAUAAUAAUAUCAGAUUUACCCUUCUAAACUUCAGUGCCAACCGUUGGCUCACCAUAAGAUUGGAAACAUUAGGAGGUUUAAUGAUUUGGUUAACCGCCACCUUUGCUGUCAUGCAAUUUUCAAGAACAAGUGAUCAAGUAGCUUUUGCAUCUACAAUCGGUUUACUACUCAGUUAUUCUCUAAAUAUCACAAAUCUCAUGAGUAAUUGUUUGAGACAAGCAAGUAGAGCAGAAAAUAGUUUUAAUGCUGUUGAGCGCGUGGGCACGUAUAUAGAUUUACCAUCUGAGGCUCCAUCUGUAAUUGAGGAAAACCGCCCGCCACCUGGCUGGCCCUCAUUGGGUCUAGUGGAAUUUGAAAAUGUGGGAUUUCGUUAUAGACCGGGUCUUCCUUCGGUUUUGCAUGGUUUAUCUUUUAGCAUAUCUCCUACUGAGAAAGUAGGAAUAGUUGGAAGGACGGGUGCAGGGAAGUCUACCAUGAUUAAUGCCUUGUUUCGGUUGGUUGAGCUUGAAAAGGGAAGAAUUUUGAUUGAUAAUUAUGAUAUCUCGAGUUUUGGAUUGACAGAUUUGCGUAAAGUUCUUGGUAUUAUACCACAAUCACCUGUUCUCUUUUCAGGUACGGUGCGUUUUAAUCUUGAUCCAUUUAAUGAACAUAGCGAUCUUGAGCUUUGGGAGGCUCUUGAAAGGUCAUAUUUAAAAAACGCAAUUGCCAGAAAUCCCUUUGGUUUGGAUGCUGAGGUGUCUGAGGGAGGUGAGAAUUUUAGCGUUGGACAAAGACAGCUGCUGAGUCUUGCAAGGGCAUUACUAAGAAAAUCAAAGAUUCUUGUUCUUGAUGAGGCAACUGCAGCAGUUGAUGUCAGAACCGAUGAUUUAAUACAAAAAACAAUCAGAAAAGAAUUCAAAUCAUGCACCAUGCUCAUUAUUGCUCAUCGACUCAACACCAUCAUUGACUGCAAUAGAAUUCUUGUGCUUGAAAGUGGUCAGAUUGUGGAAUAUGAUACCCCAGAAAGACUAAUAUCACGUGAAGGACCGUUCUUGAAGAUGGUUCAAAGUACAGGGGCUGCAAAUGCUCAGUAUUUACAGGAUAUUGUACUUGGUGGAGAAGGAAUAAACAAGUUCAGUGGAGAAGAAGAGCCUACAGCACAAAUUACUGUUGAUAUAAGCCUUGAAGAUGACAUUUGACAAGUUUUUUUUUUUUUUUUUUUUUUUUUGAAGAAGACAAAAAUAUGAAGAUCAUGCAAACCCAUUCAAGUGAAGAAAGGAAAAUUCAAAAGAAUUAUACAGAACAUGUAGUGAAGAAAACAAAUUACAAAGUGUAAAAGAAUCCCACCCUUGAAGGUGGAUAGAUAUGGUUCUAAGUAUUUCUUUUGAUAAAAAUACUAAUUGCAGGGACAAUGUUGUCACACUUGUAACAACACACAACAUUAUAAUCUUCAUGCCUUUGCCUUGAUGUUACUAUUAUCUA